GCAUCUAUGAUGGUUUCUUUUUUUAGAGCGGGAGCCGGUAACACGUGUCGUCUCAGGUCAUCUUUGCUAAUUAAUAUUUGGCGAAAUGAAGAGUCCUCCGUUCAAAGUUGCGGACAUGGGCCUGGCGGAGUGGGGGCGCAAGGAGAUCAUGCUGGCGGAGGAGGAGAUGCCCGGGCUGAUGGCGCUGCGGGCCGAGCAGGGGGCGGCCAAGCCGCUGAAGGGGGCGCGCAUCGCCGGCUGCCUGCACAUGACCGUGCAGACGGCCGUGCUCAUCGAGACCCUGCUGGAGCUGGGUGCCGAGGUGCAGUGGUCCAGCUGCAACAUCUUCAGCACCCAGGACCACGCGGCGGCCGCCAUGGCGCAGCGCGGCGUGCCCGUGUACGCCUGGAAGGGCAUGACGGACGAUGAGUACGUGUGGUGCAUCGAGCAGACCCUGGUGUUCGCCGACGGCAAGCCCCUGAACCUGAUCCUGGACGACGGCGGGGACCUGACCAACCUGGUGCACACCAAGUACCCGCAGUACCUGGGCGAGUGUCGCGGCCUGUCCGAGGAGACCACCACGGGCGUGCACAACCUCUACAAGAUGCUCAAGGAGGGCAAGCUGCGCGUGCCGGCCAUCAACGUCAACGACUCCGUCACCAAGAGCAAGUUCGACAACCUGUACGGGUGCCGGGAGUCGCUGAUCGACGGCAUCAAGCGCGCCACGGACGUGAUGCUGGCGGGCAAGGUGGCGGUGGUGGCGGGCUACGGGGACGUGGGCAAGGGCUGCGCCCAGUCGCUGCGGGCGUUCGGGGCGCGCGUGCUGGUCACCGAGGUGGACCCCAUCAACGCCCUGCAGGCCGCCAUGGAGGGCUACGAGGUCACGACGAUGGACGAGGCGUGCAAGGAGGGGCGGAUAUUCGUCACGGCGACGGGCUGCUCCGACGUCGUCCAGCCGCAGCACUUCCUGGAGAUGCAGAACGACGCCAUCGUGUGCAACAUCGGCCACUUCGACUGCGAGAUCGACGUGGCCUGGCUGGAGAAGAACUCCGUCGAGAAGGUCAACAUCAAGCCGCAGGUGGACCGCUACAAGCUGCGCAGCGGGCGGCACGUGAUCCUGCUGGCGGAGGGCCGGCUGGUGAACCUGGGCUGCGCCACGGGCCACUCCUCCUUCGUCAUGAGCAACUCCUUCACCAACCAGGUGCUGGCGCAGAUCGAGCUGUGGACGCGCCCGCCGGGCCACUACGCAGUCGGCGUGCACGUGCUGCCCAAGAAGCUGGACGAGAAGGUGGCAGCACUCCACCUGGCGCACCUCAACGUGAAGCUCACCAAGCUGUCGCCCCGGCAGGCCACGUACCUGGGCAUCCCGGAGGGCGGCCCCUUCAAGCCCGACCACUACCGCUACUGAGCCCUCCGCCUUACCGCGGCUCUCCACUUAAACUGUUCAAUGUUACAGCCGACACACUUGAAUUUUACAGCAAACUUCUGUUUUCGAUAAUGCAGCGCGGUCUACGCUAUCGCUGUGAUUUCCUUCCGUUUGUAACGGUUAUGCGGUUUUUUUUAAUUUCCCCUGUAGUAUUAUUUUAGACGUUCGCAUCUCGUUUUCCAACAAGUGUGGGCGAGGGUGGCGGGUUCGAUACCGACACCCCUUCACGAGAUCAAUGUGACGGGUGCCCUGCUCAUGAUCUUGGAGGAUCCCCGUCGCUUUUAAGCCUCGGAAAAAAAAAAAAAAAACUGAAGUAUGGAUGUAAGGGAAGCCAUAUCUUUUAUGUAGCUAACCUAACCUUAUUGGCCAUUAGUAUCCUUUUAUGAACACUGCCACAUUUAUUUACAAUGAACCAAAAAAAAAAACCUGAAGUUGCACAAUUGGGAGUUUGGCUCUCUCGUCUGUGAAAAGGAUUCCCAUGGAUGUACAGCGAAACCCCUUAUUUACGUUACCGUUAUUUACGUUUUCCCGUUAUUUGCACUAUAUUCUUCAGGUCCCGUUUGGUUCCCAUAUAGUCCAAUACAAUACUUUCCCGCGAAUUACGUCUCAAAAAUCGAAUCAAUCCCGCUAUUUACGUCACGUAACAACCAUAAACAACCAGAAAAUACCGUGGAGCUAGUAGGCAAUGAACAUUUUAAAUAGCAAAAUAUACAUAUUUUAUAACAUGAAAAGUUGCUUUUAUUUCUAAACAUGUAAUAAUUUAAGCCUAGGCGUGUAAAAGUACGAGUAAUUAUAGCAGGAGACAAUCUAAAAUGCACGAGGGAAAAACGUAAACUCAUGAAUGUACAAACAUGGCUGCUUGUAAGUUCUGAUACUGUAUUUAUGUCACAACUUAGCCGAAAUACUGGUACGAGACAUAAACUUCACAAGAUAAAAUGAGCGGUGUCUUGGUAACUGUUUUAUACGUCUUUUAUAAUUUGGGAAGUAUUGUACAGUUGACGCCAUAUUUUUUAAACUAACCAUUUAUUUCUGGGGAUUGUAAAUAAUUAAUUAUUGGUAUCAAGACAUCAUGAUAAACGUAAACUUGAACAUGUCACGGCAGCGAGAAAACUGGUGCGUAUACCAAUAAACUGGUAUUAGAACUGGAUAAAAUUGGUACACGGGAGGUGGAGCUUAUAUUUUUUUCCGCUAAGCUCGCAUCUAUUGGUUGGCGGCUGAUGGCGUCAUGAGUCUGGGCGGAUCAUAGAGUGCGCAUGCGCCGCCGCGUCGUUACAGCAGCUGACCGAGUACAAUGACCUUUCUCCGCGUUUGGCGCGCUAUUGACGGUAAAUAUUCAUCAAUUUGCGGCCUUUUCUUAAAAAAUUUUUUACUGUGAGCAAUGUGUAUGUAGCCCGUAUUUGUUAUAAACCCUGCCGGUUGCAACUGUAUUUAUAAUUUGGAGAGGCAAAUAAUCUCCUUGAACAGCCUAAAAAGCAAGCAGAAGAAAAUUUCAAAUUUAUUUUUUAGGAUGUAAUCAGAAAAACAUUUUGGCUUUCAUUCUUUUUUUAUUUUUGUCAAAUGUGGUAAAUUAAUAAUUGAUUAAAUACUAAAGUAAAAUUUGUUGUUAGUGUGUUUGUACCUGCAUUGUAGUAUGUGCUAUUAAACAAAAGGAAAAAAAUUCUAAAUAAGGUAAACUGUACUCCUUUUUAUACUUUUCCCUUUAUUUACACUUUCCCGCUUUUUACACUUUUUUACUUUGUCCCCAUGAAAAGUGCAAAUAAGGGGUUUUGCUGUAAUUGUUUGUAUGGUGGUCUUUCUAGAGGUGCAAUAUUUAGCGUGUGUGACUAAUAUCUUUGUUCCUCGUUCUAUUACAUCGUGUGAUUGGCACAUGAGGUCGUGACGGGUCAAUCAAAUCCUCAAAGACCACCAAAAGGAUUCAUAAUUCAAAGAAAAAAUAUUACAUGAAAUAAAGUGAAUUUCAAAACCUCAA
Molecule: messenger RNA, 3374 nt
Organism: Bacillus rossius redtenbacheri
Lineage: Eukaryota; Metazoa; Arthropoda; Insecta; Phasmatodea; Bacillidae
Gene: Ahcy
Product: adenosylhomocysteinase
Exons: 8
Coding region: 86-1387 (433 amino acids)
Biological process (GO): L-methionine cycle
Cellular component (GO): cytosol
Molecular function (GO): adenosylhomocysteinase activity
Source: RefSeq, a predicted model, not a curated record